UUAAGUAGUAACAUUAAAAACAUUUUUUCAACAAAUAUUGAUCAAAAAUCAAAAUGUGCACGGCAUAAUUUGACAGUGACGUUUAAAAAUUGAGAAUCGUUCUCAAUCUAAACGAUUCAACUGAAAACUAAGCAUUAAAAGCAAGAAUAACAUCAUUUCGCAUUUAUUCAUUAAGCAAGAAAGAUGAACAAGAAGUUGAUAGUGACUCUGAGUGUUAUCACAACUUAUGUGAUUAUUUGUGGAUUAUUUAUUAAAUUUUUCAGAGAAAGCGAUUCUUAUGGCACACGAUUUUGCUCAAGUGACAAGAAAAAGUUUUCAGAUCAAUUUCUUUUAACUGAAAUCAUAAAAAGUAAUUCGUCAAAAUUAUGGCGAAAUGGUGAAGACUUUGAUUACAUAAAAUAUAUGUCAGUUCAUCGUGGACGACCUUUAUGUGGAGGAUUAGAGUAUGUAUCGUUGGAUAGAGUUUUAGCUGAUCCGGAUUAUGAAUUAAACUUUAGAGGAAUGAUCAUCAUCGAUCGCCAAACGUACGACCACGAAAGAUACUGUCUAGAAAAGGUUGAUGAUGAUCCAGAUGGAUGGAAGUUGAUGAUUUGCCACAGUGAUGUUCUUUAUCAUAGAAUAUUUCAUGCAACUGUAAUUUUCCUCUCGAUUUUGCUGUUUGGAUUCACAAUAUUCACAUAUGCUAAAAACGAGGAGUUGAGAGAUUUCAAAGGAAAAGCAGUUAUUGGACUUAUGUUGGCAGAAAUUCUUGCGUAUUCAACGCAUUCGAUUAGAUUUCUUGCACAAAGUCAAUACAACAUGAUUUUGAUUUCAGCAUCUUUAAUGGGUCUGCUGCAAAUUCUUCUGUGGAUUACAGUUUUGGUUGUUCACGAGUUUAUUGCAUUUAAAAAUUUCAAGAAUGCAGCAAAAACUGAACAAAAAUUUAGAUUCUAUGCUUUAAUCGAGAUCCUAUUCACCAUCUUAUUUACAAUCCUAAUCAUUUCCACAAAUAUAAAUCAUCAACGUUCAAUCUCAGUCGACUAUUUUUUCAUUGCAAUCUUUUUCAUCGGUGCUUUUGAUUUGAUUGUUCUUAUCAUAACUGGAAUCAUGAUUUUAAUUAUUUCACGGAGCAUGACACUUUCAGACCAAUCGAGAUUCAAAAAUGAGAAAAAGUGGUUUUGGAUUACUGUAAAGCUGUCACUUAUCAUGUUAAUAACUUGGCCUUUUCAAACGCUUGACUGGCUUAUUGAAUUUCACUUGCAUGGCUUCAUGAUCCAAGAUUCUAUAUUAUUAUUAACAGCUAUUACAGCUACCAUCAUUUUGUUGUCGAGAAAGAAAGUUAGGAAUUUGAUGUUCGGACAGUAUCAAGGAAUAAAUGAUACGGAAGCAUGAAUAUGUAACUCGUUACAAGGGACUCAGGUUUAAACCUACCUCAACAUCAAAACAUAUUCAGCAUCAGUUAAAUUAUCAUCAUUUACUCAUUGCCCAAAUUCGAG
This is a messenger RNA of Chironomus riparius, 1475 nucleotides long. Lineage: Eukaryota; Metazoa; Arthropoda; Insecta; Diptera; Chironomidae. The record is from the annotation of a GenBank genome assembly.